Dunckerocampus dactyliophorus (ringed pipefish) is the source of this 555-nucleotide messenger RNA. RefSeq lists its product as uncharacterized. The record is from RefSeq and is a predicted model, not a curated record. Lineage: Eukaryota; Metazoa; Chordata; Actinopteri; Syngnathiformes; Syngnathidae. The transcript is spliced from 2 exons. The coding region runs from base 1 to 555 and encodes 184 amino acids.
AUGCCUUCCCUGCACCACGGAGCCAUCUUCAUCGGCGCCUUCCUCAUCGUGACGGGGGGCUCCACAGCCUUCCUGGCCUCGUCCCAUAGCCGCCUGCAGCCCUUCUCGCUGUGCUGCGUGGUGCUGGGGGUGGUCAUGCUCAUCCUGGGGCUGUUCUGGGCCAUGAACAGCAAGAGCACGGCCAACUACAACCAGCAAGAGUUUGAUCCCGAGUGUCCGCACUAUCCUUACAACGAGUACGCCGGUUACAGCAGCCAUGCCCUCUUUGCGCACAGCGGUAGUCGCUUCCCUGAGUCCCAGUCGGUCUUUCUGCCGGGAACUCUGGAAUGCCAAAGACACGGAGCUCGCAGCGAGGAGUUUGACUAUCCCCCCAUGGACUCGGGAGGUUUCAGUCCUCCUCCUCACCUUCCUCCCUGGCUGGGGCCGCCGCCUCCCUAUGAAGUAGCCAUCAAAACCACAUGCAGCUCGACACACCUGAGACGCGCCUACUCCGACACGCACUUAGCAGCCGAGCCGUUAUUUGGACGGUCCAGGGAGAUAAGCUUUGAGGUGUGA